AUGUUCAAAAAGUUGCAAAAGCUGGUUCCGAAAGACGUGAAGGAGGCCAUCCAUCAUGCCCAAGCGGCAAUCUCGAGCACCAGUCAGACUCGCAAAGCCGAGCCUGGGCUGCGCUGUGAGGAGGCAGACGACUUCUUUCGCGAUGGCGGCGAGCUCUCGCAGGAUAUUUUCGAGAUCGGGGAUGAAGAUAUCUUGGUCCCACUGUUUGAGCCUUUGGCCGAGGAGGAUGAGGCCUGGCUGCGUGAGCAAGAUGCAGCAGAGGCAGCAGCUUGUGCCGAAAGGUCCAGCAGCUCGGCGGGCGAGCCAGGACCUCCAGGAGUGACGUUUGAUCGCAGCCAAGGCCGUGGCCCCGUGGCAGCUAUACUUCUUAUUGACUUCCAUCAUGCUUUAGGACCCGUCAUCGAGUGGGCUCAUCCCAAAUCCGUUCUGGAGGAGUCCUCAAGUAGUGCCGAAACCUGCGAGGACUUUCCAGCUCUUGAUCCUUGGCGUGCCAUCAAGGCAGAUGGGAGCCCAGCAGUGUCCAAGGUGCUGCAUGUGGUGGCUUCACUGGCGCUACCAGAUGCUGCACACAGAGAAAAAGAAGGACAGACGUCAUCGGUCUUUUUCCUGGUUCCUUGCGGAAACGGUCAGCUCCUGCAUGGAGUAAGCUGUCACCGCCGUGUGGAAGCAGCUGAGCUACUGCACAGAGAUGCUAGUGUCUCCAGAGGUGCUGUGCAAAAAGCCGUGUGCGUCCUACUUCGUGGUCCUUUUUUCGGGCUCGUCCAGCAGCGGCUCAGCCCUGUCACACAGGUGUUCUUUGAACAACGUGAUUUUCGGUGUACAGAUCUACUGCGCGACUUCGAUGCCCAGUUAGACUCCGUGCCGUUUGAAAAGCUUCCGGAGACUGACCUCUUCUUUGGGAUUGAUCACUCGCGGCUCUUCCUUGCUUUGCAGCACAAGCUCUUGAGCGUUUUAAAAGCGAUCAUGCUGGAGGCAAAGGUCCUCGUGAUUUCCGACAGUCCAGAGCAGUGCAGUCGCGCCGUUUUGGCCAUCCUCUCACUACUUCCGGGUGGGCUUUGGUUGGGCUUCAACUCGGAUGGCUUCGGCGAACGACAUUUCCAGUAUCAGAAGCAUGGUUUUCCCAUCCAGUGCUUUGGACCCCGUUGCUGCGUGUAUCCUUAUCUGGGCUUGCAGAUGCUAGACAGCUUGCUGCAAAUGCGCGGCUUCUUGAUUGGAACGACCAAUCGGAUUUUCCUGGAGCGCACCAGCCCACACGUCGUCCUGGAGGUGCCAGGGGUAGAAGACAGCAGCUUCUCGGUGGAUUUUCUGUGCAAAGAGAUCAAGGAGCUCACAAGGUGCACCAGUGCGGAAAAAGCAUGGCUGCUGGAGGCGUCUCAGCGUUUGGAGAAGGCCAUGCCAAAGGAGCACGCCCAGGCGUCUCGUCCUGCGGUGAGACCACAGGACCAGGACAAUGAUGAUGAUGAUGAACUGGAGCUUGUAGCUGAUGCUCCUCACUUGUCAGAUGAUGCAGUGAAGAGAUUUGACUCUGAGGAGCUGGUCAGAGAUGCGCAGGAGGCAAGUGCGGAUGCCAUAGCGGAGGUCAAUACGGCUGCUCUUCGGCAGGAGCACUUGCUGCAAGAGACCACCUGGGCUGCUACUGUGGAUGCUGAUCGCAACGCCUUUGCUGGAUAUUGGAUUCGACUUGUUGUGGCACUGGCCAAGACAUCUGGACCAGAGCGUGAUUUCGCGGCAGGUUUGGAGGUGGCAUCUCGGCAAGAAAAGUCUGAUUUAGCUCGCUUCGGACUACCUUUCCUGCAAAGAUGGGUCAUGCGUACCCAUGGUGGACAGCUUUGGUUGCAGGUGCACAAGUUACCAGUCAAAGAAAGACGGCCAAAGCCACCACGGGAAGGACAGGGCACGUAUCGAUUCUCCAACGGUGACGAGUACCGCGGAGAAUUCCGCCGUGGUAUGCGCCACGGCUCCGGCGUGUACAUCAGCCAGAGGAAUCGGAUGCAAUACGAUGGCCAAUGGUUCCGUGAUCGCCGCCAUGGCAACGGCACCCUGACGAUCGAGGCUGCUGGCAAGGUGCUCUACACCUACGAUGGGCAAUGGCAAGCGGACAAGCGGCAUGGGUCUGGAAGCUGCGUCAGGUGUCACAAGGAGAAGUACUCUGGACAAUGGGUGCAGAAUCUAUACCAUGGAGCCGGGACCUUUGUGGACGAGAAAGGCGCCCUGUAUGAAGGUGAAUGGCGCUAUGGCAAAUUCCACGGCGUCGGCAAGCAUGUGUGCCAGGGUGAAACCUACACUGGGAACUUUGUAGAUGGGGAGCGAGAUGGUACGGGCCAGCUGGCUCGGGCGGCUGCACCCAAACCCACAGUACAGGACUUCCUUGGAUCGGAGAGUCUUUUUGCAGGCCAAUGGCGCGUUGGACAGAAACAUGGCCAUGGAACUGCGAUCUACGCUCUGGGAGAGUUCGAGGGCCAGUGGGUGAACGGCAAACGCCAUGGGCAAGCUGUUUUGUCCUAUCAGGGUUACCAGCUCGAGGGGCCCUGGGUGGACGACUUGCCUGAUGAGCAAGCGAGUCACAUGAUUUUCUACCCGGAGGGCACUAAGUACACCGGCCGAGUGCGCGUGUAUGCCAAUGGCGAGGAUGCUGCAGGCGAGGGCAGACUGUGGACGCCUUGGAAUAUUGUGCCGGAAGGUGAGGGCAUGAUGAAAGAUCCAGAUGGUCGCCUCUACGAAGGGCAGUACCAGUCCGGAGACAAGCAUGGGCGUGGUUUUGCCUUCAGCUUGGAUCAAUCGAAGUAUGAAGGUGAGUUUCUCCAUGGAGAGCGUCAUGGUUCCGGGUGGUUGCAGACUGCACCUGACCAGAAAGAACCGACGUUGGAAGCCAAGUUCAACCUCCGUAAAGCCGAGACGUUGUUUGAGACCGUAAAGUUCGUUUCAGCAGUGGCUGAUGGCUGA
Molecule: messenger RNA, 2943 nt
Organism: Durusdinium trenchii
Lineage: Eukaryota; Dinophyceae; Suessiales; Symbiodiniaceae
Source: the annotation of a GenBank genome assembly